Hyaloscypha bicolor E is the source of this 1074-nucleotide messenger RNA. RefSeq names its product GroES-like protein. Lineage: Eukaryota; Fungi; Ascomycota; Leotiomycetes; Helotiales; Hyaloscyphaceae. Gene Ontology annotation, molecular function: zinc ion binding; L-iditol 2-dehydrogenase (NAD+) activity. The coding region runs from base 1 to 1074 and encodes 357 amino acids. The record is from RefSeq and is a predicted model, not a curated record. Gene Ontology annotation, biological process: D-sorbitol catabolic process. The transcript is spliced from 2 exons.
AUGGUAUCCGUGGAAAAGAAUCCUUCGCUUUUCCUUUCAGGACCGGGAAACGCUUGGGUAGGAGAAAGUCCCUACCCCAGUAUCACGGAAGAGCACGAUGUUAUCAUCCGAAUCGCUUAUGUUGGAGUGUGCGGGAGUGAUAUAUCUUUCUGGACGAAAGGAGGAAUAAGCGCCAAGGUUGAUGCAUCCCGUCCUCUGAUCAUGGGCCACGAGGCAUCAGGAACUAUCCACGAAAUCGGCUCUGCAGUGUCGUCUCUCAAUGUUGGGGACAAGGUAGCCAUCGAACCCGGUGUGCCGUGUCGGAGAUGCUUGCCUUGCAAAGCGGGUCAAUACAAUCUCUGUCCCAAGAUGGUGUUUGCGGCCUCUCCUCCCUUUUCCCAUGGGACACUCGCGAAGUAUUUUAAGAUAGCAGAGGACUUUUGCUAUAAGUUACCGAGUUUUGUCAGUUUAGAGGAGGGUGUUUUGGUGGAGCCUUUGGCAGUUGCAAUGCAUGUUUGCCGGCUGGCAGAUAUCAGACUCGGACAAGACGUGAUAAUCUUUGGUUCGGGAACUAUUGGUCUCCUUUGUGCUGCAGUGUCAAAAGCAUUGGGAGCACAACAGAUUAUCUCUGUCGAUGUCAACGCUAGUCGACUAGAGUUUGCUCGAAAGUUUGCCGCCACUGGUACAUUUCAGCCUGACAACGACUCGUCUGAGACUAUCGCGGGCAAGAUCAAAGAAGCCCACAAUUUAGACGGAGGAGCUGACGCAGUUCUGGAAGCCACAGGAGUAGAAGUCUGUAUCUCUACGGGAAUACACGUUCUCAAGAAAGGUGGAACAUUCAUUCAGGCUGGCCUUGGGAAUCCAGGCAUUCAAUUUCCGAUCACCACGUUAUCAGAGAAAGAAAUAACCAUGAAGGGAUGUUUUCGCUACAGCGCAGGAGACUACGAAUUGGCGCUGCAUCUUCUCGAAUCAAAGAGAGUUUCUGUAAAGGAGCUCAUUUCCUCAUUUGUGGACUUCGAGCACACCACGGACGCAUGGGAGAGGACGAGGAAAGGGGAUGGCAUCAAGAACCUGAUACGUGGGCCCCAGAAUUGA